AUGCUGCAUGCAAGUCCAGGCAAUGACGGCGAAAGAGAAAAAGUCAAGGAAGAAGAUCAGGGAGACUACAACGCCUUGGUCGGCUUCGGCAUCCUGGUGGCCCUCUUCACGGCUCUGGCAAUCAAGGUGACGGCGAUGGUAAAAGAGACAUGCGAGAAGAGAAGCAGAGGGGAACAUGCGUCUGUAAGGGCGAUGCGUGGACACAACAAGAUGCCGGCGGGUGACGAGGAAGAGGACAUCGGCAUCAACUAUAAGGAGAAGAUCCACUACUACCGGAGGUGGCGGAGGGACCAACCGCCAGCAGAUGAUCAAGGGCGGCAACUGGUCCAGAUCGAGGAAGAAGUGCACAACGAAAGGUGGGACAUUCCGGACGAAGAGCUGUUCUUCAACAAGAAGGACAGGAUCGCACACCACACCAGAGAGGACUGGAAGCCGGUGCUCACCACAGACUACGGGGUCAGGUACCAUUACUCCCUGAACUGCCCCACUUUGGCGGCAAAACGGAGGUGGGAUGCCUUCGACCGGCAGCGGCUCCUGGCGGCUUUGCAGUGCCUCAAGCGAGCGGUGGACCAGCCCUGGGCUGCUUCACUUUGGCUCUGGCGCAUGGAUGGCUUUGGAUGGGCGCCGCUGCAUGCUCCCAUCCCUGUAGUUCCAGAGUGGCUCAUCACCUUCAUGAUAGCAGCCUUCCUUGUGGAGGUCUGGCCAUGGACGUUUGUGGUUGAUUCUCUGCAGCCCUGGGCUCAUGGCCACGCCAUGGCCCUGGCUCCGCCAUGGCCACCGGCGCUGGGAGCGCCGUUGACGGGAGCCACAGCCUCGGCGCCCUCGGGCGGAGUGGCGCUCCGGCGAAGCGCGUUCCGAGCGCGGCCGGAGGAGCUCAACCUCAGCCUCAGUCUGGGCCUCUGCCUCGGCGCAAGCCGCGGCUUCCGCCGCGGCUCCUCGCUGCCGCGGCGGGCGGUGGCCCCAGGAGCCACCGCGAGCCCGGCAAAUGUGGAGCCGGACACCUCGGCUGACGACCUCGGCUCCGAGAGGCUCAGGCGCCGCGCGGCGCGGUGGUGGCGGAAGCUGCGGGGCGCGCAAGCGGAGGGCCGCGGCCGGGCCGGGAAGGCCCUACGGAGGGCUCGCGCCAAGUCCAAGGACCUCUGGGCGGAGGCGAAGCGACGGCUCCAGCGCCUCGAAGGGCCAAGGAGGCUGCGGAUGGCGGGCAGCUCGUUGAGGACGGCCUGGAAGAGGGUCUCUUUGCCGCAGCAGGUGCUGACGCUGGUGCUGGCGCUGCUUCUGCUGGUGGCCACCUGCCGUUUACCCCGCACACACCCCGCGCUCCAAGUGGGCGCGGAGCGGGCCCUGCAGGCGCCGCUGCUGCAGCUGCUGCCGGAGGAGGAGGCGCGGCUGCAGGUGCUGCAGGAGACCUCCAAGGGUGUCUUCUACGUGCGCGGCCAGCCGGCACCCUGGCUCUCCGAGAAGGAGAGCCAGGGCGCCUUCGUCCCCGGGGGCACCUGUUGGCUGUUCGAUGACACCCACGUUGUGACCAGUCUCAGCAACAUCGACCUGGCGCGGCGCGGCUCCCUGCGACUGCUGCUGCCGGACCGCUCGGAGCUGCCCUUGCGGGUGCUGGGGGUGGACGAGGGCUCGGACCUCGCCGUGCUCGAGCUGACGCCUAAGGCGGCAGCGCGGGUGAAGGCGACGCCUCUGGCGCUGGGCUCCUCCGCCUCCCUGCGCUUGGGCCAAGAGGUGCUGGUUCUGGGCCGCGAGGCCACGCUGGACAUGAGGGUGUCCCGCGGAGUGGUCUAUGGCCAGGGUCAGCCCUUGGUGCUCAAGAAGGACCACCCCAUCCAGAGUUGCAUCCAGACGGAUGCCGUCAUGACCAGCAGCAACCGCGGCGGCCCGCUGCUAAACAGCCGAGGCCAGGUCAUCGGCAUGGCAGUGGCCCAGACAGAGGAUCCCCGUAUCGGCCAGAGCAUCCCCUCGGAUAGCUUGCGGAAGCACGUGAGCAGCAUCCUGGCUUCCGGCCGGGUCUCGCGCCCGGCGCUGGGCAUGUUCCUGGCGCCGGACGGCUUCGCGGAGAAGCUGGGGGUGGCCAAGGGGGGGGUGGUGGUGGAGGAGGUGCUCCCUGGAUCCCCCGCCAAGAAGGCGGGGCUCAGGGCCGGGGACAUCAUCAUCUCCCGGGGCGACCUGGUGAUCCGUCGCAUGGACGACCUCAUCACCGCCCUGGAGCCCAUCCAGUCGGGGGACCACUUUUCGCUGACCGUGCUCCGGCAGACCAUUUUGGCCACCUUGACCACGCCCCUGUCGGCCUCCGCAGUGGUGAAGGGCCCGGAGAAGGAUGGCAUCCUGAAGGCCCAAGCAGCGCUGCAUGGGCUGCAGGACCGCUGGGCCUCGGUGGCGGCGAAGGGCGCCGGCGGCGCCAAGGAGGCCCUGGAGGUCUUCAGCAAUGUGAUGUACUCCACUCUCACCAUCAAAGUGCCAGCGGGCCAGAGUGUGGGCGUCGACAUCGAGGACCGUACCAUCACAGCGGUGAACAGCCGCAAGCUGGGCUGGAACACGGGCGAUACCAUCAAAGAGAUCAAUGGCAAGGAGCCCAAGGACGAGGAGCAGCUGGUGAACGACGUGAAGGCAGCCAAGAACGAGGGCCGGGACUUGGUCUUCACGGUGCAGCGGCUCUCAGAGUCACCCUGGGUGACGCUGGAGAGGUCGCUGACCCAAGUCUACGCGAAUGUGGACUCGGACACGGUGCUUCUGGAGCCAGACCAGGUGAGCGACAUGUUGCGAGACCUGAAGAACAACAUCAACUUGGCCGUGGACGACAUCAUUCCUUUGACCGUGGUAAAGGAGAAGCUGGAUGCCUUCACCAAGGCCGUCGACGCCUUUGCCAGCGCCUGACACGCCGCGGAUCGGCCGCGGCUUCGGCGCGGUUUCGUGGGGAGAGUUGGGCGCCGAAGAAACGCGGGGCACCGAAGAUCCUGGACCUAGGAGGGGCUCGAAGAAUGGCA
Effrenium voratum is the source of this 2987-nucleotide messenger RNA. NCBI's taxonomy places the organism in Eukaryota, Dinophyceae, Suessiales, Symbiodiniaceae. The record is from the annotation of a GenBank genome assembly.